ACCCACAGUGUAACUGUGGAUUAUGGAAUCUUAAUCAUUCGCAUACUAAAUUUUAAAAACAAACAUUGAAGUCAAGAAUUUAAAAAUAAAAAAAAGCUACAGAUAUUUAUUAUACAUAUACUUUAAAGAAAAGAUAAGAAAAAAAGUAUAAGAACAAUUCAGAUUUUCAAAAUAAAAUAAAAUAUAAAAUAAUGAAAGACUCGUUCGUACUAUUCGCCUAAGUUUUGUGAAUUUGAUCUGACGGACAUAACAUUAAAACUUGGUGAUGGAUGGAAGUGACACAGACGGUCUGAAGCAGCGUCGGCUGGACAAUGUGUCGUUUCAAGGCUCGGAGACGGCGUCGUCGGUGGUCGUUGAGACGGAAGUUCAUCUCAAAAAGGCCGUUGGCCUGCUGAGCGGGGUUUCUCUCAUCGUCGGCACUAUUAUCGGGUCGGGUAUUUUCAUUUCACCGAAGGGCGUCCUUGACAUGACAGGCUCCGUGGGUCUAUCACUGGUUGUGUGGGCCGGAAGUGGCGUUCUUGCUUUGCUAGGUUCAUUGUGUUGGUCGGAGCUGGGAACGCUGAUCCAAAAGUCCGGUGGAGAGUGGGCGUACCUGAUGGAAGCGUUUGGGCCCAUACCAGCGUUCCUGUACGCUUGGGUGUCCGUCAUUGUUAUAAGGCCUUCUUCAAUCGCCAUAAUAUGCCUGACGUUUGCUGAGUACGUGACGUCAUUUUUCCCUUACUGUGGAAAGCCGGAUAUACCGCCGAAAAUCAUCGCCGCGGCAGCCAUAGUGACCCUGAUGAUUGUUAACAGUCUAAGCGUCAAGGCAGCAGCGCGGGUUCAGGUGAUUUUCACAUUCGCGAAAUUGUCUGCUCUGGGCAUUAUUAUGGUCGGUGGCAUUGUCCGCUUAGCACAGGGUCACACGUCCCAAUUCGAAGACAGUUUUGCUGGCUCCACUAAGUCCCCUUCAACCAUAGCGCUCGCCUUCUACCAAGCUCUGUGGGCGUAUGAUGGAUGGAAUAACCUUAACUACGUUACCGAGGAAAUCGAGAAACCCGAAAAAAAUUUGCCUCGUGCCAACAUUCUGGGCGUUGUCUUGGUAACGGUGGUGUACGUGCUCACAAACAUCGGGUACCUGACGGCUAUGACGUCACAGGAACUAUUGGACUCCAACGCUGUCGCUGUGUUAUGGGGUGACCGAGUGUUGAAGAGCGCCGCCGUCAUCUUGCCUAUUGCGGUUCUCUUUUCCACCUACGGGUCAGCUAACGGCACCGUCUUUAGUGGCGGCAGAGUGGUAUACGUGGCCGGACGAGCGGGUCACCUCCCAGAGUUGCUGUCCUAUGUUCACGUCAGACGUCUAACUCCAAUGCCUUCUAUAAUAUUUACUUGUUGCAUCGCCUUGAUCAUGAUCGGCAUCAGCAACAUCGGGACGCUCGUUGAUUUCUUCAGCUUCACCGCGUGGUUAUUCUAUGGCUCCACCGCCGGCGCUCUUCUCUAUAUGCGUUACACGAAGAGGGACGUGAAACGAAUUAUUAAGAUACCUAUAGUGAUCCCUAUCAUAUUCCUGCUGUGUGCCAUUUACCUUGUGGUGGCCCCUAUUGUGGAGGACCCGCAGAUUCAGUUCCUUUAUGCCGCCAUAUUUGUCGUCGGUGGCCUCAUUUUCUACUUCCCGCUGGUGCACUUCAAACUCAUCAAAAUAGAUGCUAUCACUACAUACUUCCAGCUGUUUAUGGAAGUUUCGCCGAGCCAUAGAGCUCCAGAAAGCUAGUCUAGUUAACGAACAAGGAAUACACCGCAAAAGGGACAAGGAAAUCACCUAACAAUGAAUACAUCGUCGAACAAGGAAAACUUCGAACAAGGAAUUAUUUGCAACAUUGUUUUGGGUGCUUGUGGCUUGUUGGUCGGCUACGCUGGCAUUCCUUAACCUCCUGGUAACUCUUGUCGAAUACCCUGGCCCCAGUUUUAAAAAAAAUACUUAAAAGCAUGAUUUAUGUAGGUAACUAAACUUAUUUCACUUUUAAACAUGCUGAACGUUUUGAGUCUGUUAGAAACGAAAACUCUCAAAUACAAUGAGUGUAGUAUGACUUUGUUUAUCAAUAGUUCAGAUUGUUUUUACCUACUCAAGUUACCUACUCAAUGUUCUUUAACAAAAUAUUAUUUUGACGAUCAUUGACCUCUGAUUUUCCAGAUUUGUUUUACAAGGUAUUGUCGUAGCCUCGAUUUCGUCGUUACCGUUGGCGACGGAGUGCAAUUCCUUUAACUUUGGCUAUAACUGAAACAUUUAAGAUUUUCAGACGAAAAUGGCUAUUAUGUUAUCAUCAUUACGCCAAUCAUUAGCAAGGUUUGAAAUCCCGACUUAAAUGAUUAGCGAGUUGUGCCCAUUUUUCAUCGUAAAAACAAUCGUUGAGCAUUGGCAUUUGCUCUGUCGCUCUUGACUUGUUAAUAUGCUAGAAUUAUCAGUGUGUGUUUAUGCCAUGUGAUAAAUUGCGUCAUAAAUGCUGCGUCGGAAGGCAAUAUUAUGUUUCGAAUAAAGACUUUAAAAAGGAUAACUUCUUUAUAAUAUUUCUUCCCCAUUUUAAAUGAAACACAGCACAGUCUUCGCUGCUUACAGAACUCCGCCUUCGGUCCAGAGAUAAGUUUGUUAAAACUCUUCUACAAACCGCCGCCUGAUGGAGCACUGUCAAAAGAUUAUUUUGGAUUAACAGGUUUGUCAGAGAGGUUGAGGAAACUUGUUACCUAACCAAACACUGGUUAUAAAACUAAGGUGGGCUCUUUAAGCGGCAUAUACUUUCCCUUGUUUCAUUUAAAAUGGUGAAGAAUAAGCACACGGAUUAUAUUCCUUCAAGAAAUAAUCGAAUAGCAAUUUCAUUGGUGAUGUUAGUUUCCUUGUUAAAAUCACCCAUAAAGCUACAUAUGUUUGUAUAUUGUAUUACGUUUGUCUUAGUGAAACCAUGAUCUGUAUCACAUGCUUGAUAUUUUGUUACAUAUACAUGUAUGUAUAUACUUGUAUAUUGCUAUUUUUGUUUGUUAAUCAGAAAAAAAUGAAUAAAUAA
Molecule: messenger RNA, 3032 nt
Organism: Mya arenaria
Lineage: Eukaryota; Metazoa; Mollusca; Bivalvia; Myida; Myidae
Product: b(0,+)-type amino acid transporter 1-like
Exons: 14
Coding region: 266-1747 (493 amino acids)
Biological process (GO): amino acid transmembrane transport
Cellular component (GO): membrane
Molecular function (GO): L-amino acid transmembrane transporter activity
Source: RefSeq, a predicted model, not a curated record